Molecule: messenger RNA, 5941 nt
Organism: Poeciliopsis prolifica (blackstripe livebearer)
Lineage: Eukaryota; Metazoa; Chordata; Actinopteri; Cyprinodontiformes; Poeciliidae
Gene: gpr27
Product: G protein-coupled receptor 27
Exons: 1
Coding region: 568-1686 (372 amino acids)
Biological process (GO): G protein-coupled receptor signaling pathway
Cellular component (GO): plasma membrane
Molecular function (GO): G protein-coupled receptor activity
Source: RefSeq, a predicted model, not a curated record
UGUGUGUGUGUGUGUGUGUGUGUGUGUGUGUGUGUGUGUGUGUGUGUGUGUGAUGCUUCGUUAGAACCCUCUCCUCCCUCCCUUCGGCUCUAGCUCUCCUUGAUUGCAGCAGGAAAAUGAAGCAACACAGAAACAUUUGCAGUUCAUUGGUGAUUCGAGCAGCAGGUUCAGGGCGCUGCAUGAGAGGCGAACCUCUGAGUUCCGCCGCCAUUGGAUGUUGGGAAGCUGGGAUGCGCUUUCUGAGCAGACUGUCGCCUGGCUGUGUGGACGCCCUCUGAAAAUGGUGGAUGAUAACAAUCCCGGCGCAGGCAGGCAGCUUCUGCUCCAUGGCGAUGAGUGACGGAAGGAAAAAUUGGGCUUUUUCUUCUGACACCGGACGCUUCUGAGAUGAGGGAUAAAAAGAGGAGGAAGAAGAAAUUGCCGUUUGAUUUUUAGGUUCGGAUUACAGCACAUCGAGAUGGAUUCUAUUGAGGAGAAAGUUUCUGUUAUUAUUUUUGAUUUCCAUUCAAACCCUUUCGGUGGGGGCGAGCAGGAGCGAUGAUGUGAUGCGGGAGAUGCGCCACAUUCAUGGCGAACACAACAGAGUUCGGGGAGAGCAGCAGCGCGUCCUUCCACAGCUAUGCAUCCACGGCCUCUGCGGUCAAGCUGGCCUCUCUAGGGCUCAUCAUGGGCGCCAGUCUGCUGGGCAACGCGUCACUGUCGCUGCUGCUGCUGAAGGACAGUUCGCUGCACAAGGCUCCUUACUACUUCUUGCUGGACCUGUGCCUGGCCGACGUGCUGCGCUCGGCCGUCUGCUUCCCCUUUGUGAUGGCGUCUAUCGGAGCCGGUUCCGACUGGCCAUAUGGCGCGCUUAGCUGCAAAAUUGUCGCCUUCCUGUCGGUACUCUUCUGCUUCCACGUCGCCUUUCUGCUCUUCUGCGUCAGCGUCACCCGCUAUAUGGCGAUCGCUCAUCACCGCUUCUACUCCAAACGCAUGAACCUGUGCACGUGCGUGGCGGUCAUCUGCAUGGUGUGGACCCUCUCCGUGGCCAUGGCCUUCCCGCCAGUGUUCGAUGUGGGCACCUACAAGUUCGUACCCGAGGAGGAGCAGUGCACGUUCGAGCACCGCUACGUCAAGUCCAACGACACGCUGGGCUUCAUGCUGAUGCUCGUGAUCAUCGUGGGCACCACACACGUGGUUUACGUGAAGAUGCUGUGCUUCGUUUACGACCACCGCAAGAUGAAGCCAGCCCAACUGGUGCCGGCCAUCAGCCAGAACUGGACCUUCCAUGGGCCCGGAGCCACCGGGCAAGCCGCCGCCAAUUGGAUCGCAGGCUUCGGGCGCGGGCCGACGCCGCCCACGCUGGUGGGCAUCCGACAGGCGUCGCACCCUGGCAAUAGGAGGCUGCUGGUGCUGGACGAGUUUAAGACGGAAAAGCGCAUCGGGAAGAUGUACUUCCUGAUCACGCUGGCCUUCCUCGUUCUGUGGGCGCCUUACAUUAGCGCAUGCUACCUGAGGAUAUUCGUGCGCGGGGCUCCCAUCCCGGAGCUCCACCUGACAGCCGCGGUGUGGAUGAGUUUCGCCCAGGCGGGGGCCAACCCCAUCAUCAGCUUCAUGUCCAAUAAGGAGCUCCGGAUUAGACUCAGGGCCUGCUUUUCCUGCUGCCUGGGAACACAGACACCUAUGGAGCCAUACUGUAUCAUAUGACCCCCGAGGCCUCGCUCCCCAAACAUACAGCCAAAGACUGGCAUAUAUGCACUGUAAAAACUGCACAUUCAAAAUGAACCGGAUGUGUGUAAGUUUGCUCAAACAGGGACUUUGUUUGGGUUAUUUGACCAGCUUUAAUAAAAACAAACUGGUAAGAUUAAAAUAAUAAAAGUUUUCUGUAUAAAUUUUAUUUGGGAAUAUUUUAAACUAAAGUCUAUAAGUUUCAUAUGUAAAAUGCAAAUACAUUUAAUUCUACAAGUUUUGAAUAUGUUUAAAAGUUCACUCAGAUAAAUAAGGUUCAUGUUGCUAAGCUGUCUUUUUACUCCCAAGUUAAAAAGGAACAGUUUGUAAUUAUGACAUCAUGUUAUUAAUAUGGAAUAGCUACAUAAAGUUGUCUGUUUGACAACUUUAUGGGAAAACCACAAUUAUUUGUUAAUGUUUACAAAAUUCACUUGAAAGAAUCUUAUCAGUGUAGAAAAGUCCAAUCCAGGUUUUGAGACUUUUGUCAAAAUAGUGGAUUCUAACUGUAAAAAAAAAGUUUGAAAAUGUUUUGUUUUGUUUUUUCACCAAUAUUAAAUUUUUACAAAUGUCCAACUGGUCAGGUUCAGGUUUCACCACUCUACAUAUUUUGGGGCUUUAUCUCACCCAUAUUUUCUUAAGUUUUGUCCAAAUCAGUUGAGUUUCUUCGUUUGUAACUUUCUCCUUUUGUUCAGUAUCUCCGGGUACUCAACACAGUCAGAUUACUGGUCAGUUGUGUCUGUGGCAGAAGUAUAAAAUAUAAAUACAGGAAGCAUAUUCUGUGUGCUGAGCUUAUAGAAAAUACAGAUAAGUUAAUCAUGUCAGUAGUGUUUUUCUGGGUAUUUCAGGGGCAGAGGCCCAAGGCCCCGACUUUGGGGGGCAGCCCAAAGAUUUUUUUUAUUUUUCUUUUUUUUAAAUAUAUGCUAUUCAAACAUUCCACUUCAUAUAAAACUCACAAGCUGUUACCAGGGGAGUUGUACUAAUAUUUUGGGAGUUUUAUGAAUAUAAACAAUAUUUAAGUAUUUGAAAAGGUGAUUUAGUAGAUUUCGUUGGAAACAGCAUGAAAGGAUUGACAGGGGAUGUAAUACAUCUAUCAUGUAUCAAUUCAAAUCUGCUUAUUUGUAGGACUAUGUAUUAAUGUUCUAUAAUUUGCAUUGUGAAACAAUUUUUCUGUUGCAAAUAGAGCAACAAAACUGGCUCCAGCCCAGGGCCCACAUCCCUGUAAAUCUAGCCCCGUCUACAAAAUAAUUUUGAGAAGACAUCUUGAAAAUUACAUAGAGUUCUAUGCUUUACGAAAAAAAAUGUUUGGCCAAUUUUUAUUACCUUCACACUUCACACACAGUGUGCAGCUUCAACCUGGCUACUGGAAGCUGUUUGACUCAAAUUUGCAGUGUACACCUGGUAUCCAUGUUGGAUUGAGCUUGGAUGACAUCCAGACCAUAAAUGAACCGUUCUGGAGUUCAUUUGAAACAGUACGGAGAAAACAGUCCUGAUCCGGUCCUGGUACAAUGUGUUCACAUCAACUCAGACAACCUCCACAGGGUGGAAAGAACCAUAGUUUAACUUAAAUGAAGUUCAUCUUAAGUGGUAUGAAAACACCCUUGAAUUUAGAAUCACAAGCACACAAAUUAAGGUCAGGUUCAUUGAAAACCUUUUACUUUUAGCACUAAUAGACAGCUCUGAAGGAGAUGCUAAUUUUUACAUUAUAAAUUAUUGUUUGCCAGACUAGGUAUUCUCACAGUUUUUACAAAUCAAUUUCAUUUUGUUAUUUAUUUUGUCACGAUAACAAAAUCUGAUUGUUUAAGCGCUGUGGCUUGAAAUUCGUUUACAUCCAAAAUGGAAGUGGUAAGAGGUAUAAUAUGAAUGAUAGUCACAACAUGUAGAUAAUAGUUAUAAAAUGAAGCAAAUUGCCCCACAGUCUAUGGAUAACAAAAUUAAUAAACAAAACCAAGAAUAUGACACAAACUGACCAAAAGUACAAAGCCCCAUAGGGGCUUUUUCUUUUGCAUUACCUUUCAAAACUGUACUGAUCAGAUAGACAGCAUAAUUGAAUACUGUAAGCCUUUCUUACAGUGGCCGCCAUACUUUCUGCUUUAAUACAAGGUUAUGUAAGGCUUUUCCAUCAAUGUUAAUAUCUCUGUGAAAUAUCUGAAGUUUGACAUUUUUUCCUGUAGGACAGAAAGGCACCAAAAACCCAUGAUAUAAACAGAAACGUUCCGUAAGUAGGAAAUAAAUCCUAAUUUGGAUUAUUUCUGAGCUAUUAUAGCGGGAUAAUAAAUCAUCUGACAGAUUUAAUUGUGUCUCUGUUGUGUUUGUAGUCUGAAUGGUUUAAAAGGCAGUUUUCAUGUGAAGCUCAGGGUUAAAGUCAGGGAAUCUCAUCUGUUUGUGUAUCAAUCAACACCAAACCAUUUCUUUGUUGUGUAACAAUUAUCAAUUUAUUCCAUUUUGAUUAUCAUGCUCUAAACUUUGCAAGGAGUGACCUCCCCUCACCGCUUCCUCACACAUACAAAGCCAGCAGGAUAGUGAUCUUCACAUUCAUACUUCAGGAGGUCACACCCACAUCGACACACACCACCCAUGUCAAAGCUGUGUGCUGCUGUCAUAUCAAUAAUCACUUAUUUCAUUCAUAUGGCUCUUAUGGAGCAUCAGUGAAAAUGUGUUUAUUAUUAUUAACUCUUUGAUACAAUAAAACUCAUUGAAAAUCCAUUUAUCCACUGCAUGUUUAUGUCUGUUAAGGCUAUGAUGGAAUGACACUGAAAGCAGCUCUUUUACAGAAUUAAAAAAUUACAUUAAAAAUAUUGGUUUUCUAUACUGACUCAGUUCUCAGUCAAAGUAUGAAUCUUGUACUUAGCUAAAACUAGCUUGCAGCAACUACUUAGCAGCUAAAAGGUUAAUGUUAGCUUAAGGGAACAAACUUGAUCUGUAGUGCAAAGUAAAGUCAAUAACACACCAAUGACAUUAAUGAAAUUAAUAUCACUGAACCAUGUAACUUUACCAUCUUAACAUUUCUUAUUUCAUGCUGGAGAAGAAGCUCGGUGACAUCUCAUUAGAUCAUUCAAAAUGGUGAAGAAUGAUGCUGCUUGCUCUGCUCUCUUCACCAACACAAACAGUGGGUUUUUGGGGUGUUUGCCUGAUGUUUGAUAAAAAAAAAAAAAAAAAAAAACUACCGUACCCGAGAACCCAGUAAUUCUUGACCACAGUGAAAUAUUUUCAUUUUAUAUCUGGAGGCGUAGCUUAGCUAUUAUAGAACAUGUUUUCAGUAUGCCCUAAACACAGGAAAGGAUGGGCUGUGAAUAUGAUGGGGAAGGCAAACUCACUUUUAGUUUUGCUACAUUUUUAUUUUUGGCCAAACUCAUAUUAAUCCUAAAACGUUUAUUAUACUGUAUACUAACCCUACAUUUUAACUUUAAAAUUCAGCUUAGCAAUGACGUUAGCAACAAAGGACCUAUAUGACGCAGCAUUAUGUCGAAGGACAGCAUGAGUUAAUUUGAAUUUUCUGCAUGUAGACUAUGUGAUGUUUCAGCACAAGUGUUCCUUGGCUGGAUUUUGAUUUGCUCCACAACACAUGCCACUGUCUUUUGGUUACAUUGUGAAAUGAUUUCCCAUUACUUGAAACAAGCACUGUUAACAAGCCAGCGCCUAAGACAUGAGCCAACUUCUCAAGAACCUAGGAGAUGCUAACAGUUAUAAUUUAAUGUUUUUUUUUUCUUUUCUGUUCCUUGUGCACUUUGCAGUGUUUUUGAAAGGAGAGGAACAAGCAAUAUAAAUUUUUUCAGCGGUUAAUAUACAAUUCCACAGAGUUUUAAGAUAGUUUUAGAAACUAUCUGCUACAACUUCAGGGCAGCUCUGUGACGCCAACUUUGACAGAUUUUAUUUUAGAUUUGAAUACCCAACAUAAGCUACAGAGCUUGUUUUUUUUUUGUGAAUGAAUGCAAUGCCAAUAACUUCUGUAAAUACUAUAAAUUCCUUUUUCUAACCUUAUUUCAAGCUGUUGGUUUAAAUAUGUUGUAUAUUCCAUCAUCUCAUCUUUGUGUAGAGCAAAGUAUUCAAACUCACUUUGAAAAUACAUUGCAAACUCUUUCAUCAGUUGCGUCAAGAGACUCGCUGAUUUCCACUGGUUGCAAUUGGACACACACUCCAGUCAGUGUCCCUUUUUCCAUGGACUCUGAACAAUUUGGUGCUUUGAAAACAACUUUACAUUUUCUAGCAAAUAAAUAGAAAAGAUACAAUUCUUGGA